Molecule: messenger RNA, 2140 nt
Organism: Morone saxatilis (striped sea-bass)
Lineage: Eukaryota; Metazoa; Chordata; Actinopteri; Moronidae
Product: sterol 26-hydroxylase, mitochondrial
Exons: 9
Coding region: 32-1597 (521 amino acids)
Biological process (GO): glucocorticoid biosynthetic process; cortisol metabolic process; cellular response to peptide hormone stimulus
Cellular component (GO): mitochondrial inner membrane
Molecular function (GO): iron ion binding; oxidoreductase activity, acting on paired donors, with incorporation or reduction of molecular oxygen; heme binding
Source: RefSeq, a predicted model, not a curated record
ACUCCUGUGUAUUUGCUAGUCUGCUCUCGUCAUGGCUGCAUGGCUGUCCCGGACUGUGGCUUGGAGGAAUGGGAGCUGGCUGCUGCCGUGCCCUGUGGCUGUGGUCCAGGUCUGCUCCAGGGGGGUGGAAAGCACCUCCUCUGCCCCGGGGUCCCUCUCUACCUUGCAGGACAAGCUUCGGACAGUAGAGGACCUCCCACGUGCCGGCUUCUUGGAGCUGAUGUACAGACUGUUUUUUCAGGGUUACUACAAACGUAUACAUGAGCUACAGAUCUAUGAGAAACAGAAAUAUGGUCCCAUGUACGUAGAUUCAACGAAGUCAGUGUGCAUAAACACUCCAAAGCUGCUGGAGGAAGUCAUGAGGAAUGAUGAAAAGUUCCCUUCCCGAGGAGACAUGUCCCUGUGGCAAGAGUACCGCAACUUAAGAGGAUUUGGUUAUGGGCCUUUCACAGAGAAUGGAGAGAGGUGGUACGACCUCAGGGUGGUGCUGAACAAGCGCAUGUUGCAUCCAAAGGAUUCUGCACAGUAUGGUGAUGUUCUCAAUGACACUGUUACAGACUUCAUGAAGAAGAUGUGCUACCUGCGUCAGUGCAGCCCCACAGGAGAUCUGGUGACCAAUAUAGCCAAUGAGCUCUAUUGUUUCGCACUAGAGGCUAUUGCCUCCAUACUGUUUGAGAAAAGGCUUGGGUGUCUGGAAAAGGAAAUCCCUGCAGGCACGCAGGACUUCAUCAACGCCAUAGCCAAGAUGUUCUCCAAUGACAUGAUUGUGAUGUUGACGCCCAAGUGGAGCCGCAGUCUACUGCCCUACUGGGGGCGCUACAUUGCAGGCUGGGAUGGCAUCUUCAACCUUGCUAAAAAGUCGAUUGACCAGAAGAUGGAGGUCAUUCAGCGGCGUUUGGACAACAACCAGGAAGUGGAGGGCGAAUACCUAACAUACCUCCUCUCAAACACUCAGAUGAGCACUAAAGAUGUGUAUGGCAGCAUCGCUGAGCUUCUAUUAGCUGGAGUGGAUACGACCUCCAAUACCCUCACAUGGACUUUGCACCUGCUCUCCAUGCACCCUCAAAAUCAGGACAUACUUUAUAAAGAGGUGUCCACAUUGGUACCGGCAGACCGGAUACCCACUGCUGCGGAAGUCACACAGAUGCCGUAUUUAAGGGCGGUUGUCAAGGAAUCAAUGAGGAUGUACCCAGUGGUUCCUCUGAACGCCAGAGUGAUUGCAGACAAGGAUGUUACAAUUGGUGGAUAUCAAUUUUCAAAGAAUACCUCUUUCAGGUUUUCUCAAUAUGCCAUCAGUCAUGAUGAGGACACAUUCCCAGAGCCGUACACGUUUAUGCCGGAGAGGUGGCUCCGGGACGGCCGUGAGAGGCCAAACGCCUUUGGCACCCUCUCGUUUGGCUUCGGAGUGAGAGGAUGUGUCGGUCGCAGGAUUGCUGAGCUUGAGAUGUAUUUGGUUCUGUUUCGGCUAAUCAGGCAGUUUGAAAUCAAACCAGACCCGACGAUGGAAGAACUGAAAUGCAUCUGCCGCACUGUUCUGAUACCAGACAAACCACUGAGCCUAUACUUUGUGGACAGAGGAGGGGACAGUGCAGCUUGAUUUGCUUUGCAUAUAGGAUCGAAUUAAAAUGUUCCAUGUCAAUAAAACAUUUUUGUAUAUAUUUCUAAGAAUGAACAUCAUGCUUUUUUAAACAAUGGGAUAAGAAAUGUGAAAACAGUAAUAAUGUGGUGAUAUGGAUUUCUUGGAAACUUUUUAUGAAAUUUCCUUCCUGUUGUUGUGUAGCGAAGUGUCAUGCUCUCAGGCUUCAGGCUCCAUACUUGGAAUAAAGAGUUAAAUAAUACUUUAUAAUCAGUAUUUUGGUGUUUCUUACUUGUACCUGGCUCAUCUAAAGUUGGCAAUGCAUUUUGUGGCGUGAUAAUUAUUCACGGCACUUUUUACAAAUGGAGGCAAGAAUCUAUUUAAAGCAUCUGAAUUAUGUUUUCAUUGUGUGUGUGAACUGAAAGUGGAUAAACUCCAGCCUCAUUUUCAUUCCUUUCAUAGCAAAUAAAGUGUAUCAUCUGAUUACCUUUCACCUUGUAUAGCGCAAUAAAGCCUUGUAUCUUGUAUUCAUUGCUGAAACGUACAUUGCUGCACUGAAAUAAA